UCCAACGGCCGCCGACACUCCGCGCCGGUGAGGAGCGCGCGGCUUCCCGGGCGCUCCGGUUUCCGCCCGCGCCCGCACCGCCCGGGAGCACAGCAUCUUCCCGGCUCCGCGCACAGGCUGCGCCACGUAGCCUUGACUCGCGGCUCCCCUGCAGCUCCCGCGGACGCACCAACGAAUCGAUUCGCACGCUGGAGGCGACGGAGUCGCGGGGGCGUCCCGAGGCCAAGAAGCCCCGCGCGCCAUGCAGUCCCCUCCCGACUGGCCCCCAACGCCCGGCGACCUGCGGCCCUCUCCCUUCCCGCACCCUGCCCUGCACGCCCUGCACCGCCUGGCCCGAGCCUUGCUCUUUCCGGCUUACUGGGCUCUGGACCAGCUGCUGGGCUGCGGGGCGCCGCUGGCGCGCGCGAACCACCGCCGCGCGCUGAGAGCGGCCGCGGGCGCCGUGGGGGCGCUGCUGCUGCUGCUCCUGGCCGGCCUGCCCCUCGCCCUGCCCGGCCUGCUGCUCUGGCUGCCCCUGCAGGCUUGGCGCCGCCCCUUCUGCUACCGGCCCCCUCCGGAGUGCUGGGCGCCCCCGGCGCCCUGGCGCCCCCCCGCUGAGCCCGCGCGCUGCUUCGGCUUCCUCAGCGCGAACCUGUGCCUGCUGCCCGACGGCCUAGCGCGCUUCAACAACUUGCGGCACAGCCAGCGGCGCGCCGAGGCCAUGGGCGCCGUGCUGCUCGCCGGUCUGCGGCCCUCGCGCUAUGGGACUACGGGCUGCAGUCCGCCAGGGCCGGGGACGCCCGGUGGGACGCUGAUAGCCGCGGUGCCGGCGGGGCUGGACUUCGUGUGCCUGCAGGAGGUGUUCGACCUGCGCGCGGCGCACCGCCUCGUCCGCCGCCUCGCGCCCUGUCUGGGCCCAGUGCUGUACGAUGUGGGCUCCUUCGGCCUGCGGCCCGGACCGCACCUCAAGCUGCUCGGCAGUGGGCUGCUGCUGGCCUCCCGUUAUCCGCUGCUGCGCGCCGCCUUUCGAUCCUUCCCCCACGCACGGCGCGAGGACGCUCUGGCCUCCAAAGGACUGCUUUCCGCACAGGCGCAGGUGGGCAUCCUGGACGGGCGCCGCGUCGUGGGCUUCCUGCACUGCACGCACUUGCAUGCGCCGAGCGGGGACGCGCCCUUGCGCUGCAAACAGCUGACGCUUCUGCUGGACUGGAUCCAACAGUUUGAAGCCCAGAGCCGCCAGGGGGGCGAUGCCGUGGCCUUCAGCGUGCUUCUGGGUGACCUAAACUUCGACAACUGUUCUUUAGACCACGCAAAGGAGCAGGAGCACGAGCUCUUCAGCCACUUCCGGGACCCCUGCCGGCUGGGCACUCGCCGGGAGCAGCCCUGGGCCCUGGGCACGAUGCUGAACACCUCCACCCUGCGCCACUCGGUGGCCUGCUCCUCGGAGAUGCUGCGGAGGGCCCUGGAGCAGGAGGAGGGGCGCCACCGCUACCUGGCAGGCCCUCCGGGAGAGGGCCCCCGGACUAAGCCUUGGCGGGGCCGGCGCGUGGACUAUGUCAUGUACCGGGGAGUGGCCGGAGGCCCGCUGAGUCCAGAGGUGGAGCACGUGACCUUCAGCACCGCCCUGGCGGGGCUCACUGACCACCUGGCCGUGGGUCUUCGGCUCCGAGUGUCUGCGCCCUCCUGACGCACGCACGCAGGC
This is a messenger RNA of Enhydra lutris kenyoni (northern sea otter), 1681 nucleotides long. It is a transcript of the gene SMPD5, whose product is annotated as sphingomyelin phosphodiesterase 5. Gene Ontology annotation, cellular component: extracellular region; cytoplasm. The transcript is spliced from 7 exons. Lineage: Eukaryota; Metazoa; Chordata; Mammalia; Carnivora; Mustelidae. Gene Ontology annotation, biological process: sphingomyelin metabolic process. Bases 242 to 1666 code for a protein of 474 amino acids. The record is from RefSeq and is a predicted model, not a curated record. Gene Ontology annotation, molecular function: sphingomyelin phosphodiesterase activity.